This is a messenger RNA of Scophthalmus maximus (turbot), 2579 nucleotides long. It is a transcript of the gene actr8, whose product is annotated as actin related protein 8. Lineage: Eukaryota; Metazoa; Chordata; Actinopteri; Pleuronectiformes; Scophthalmidae. The transcript is spliced from 13 exons. The coding region runs from base 146 to 2083 and encodes 645 amino acids. Gene Ontology annotation, cellular component: Ino80 complex. The record is from RefSeq and is a predicted model, not a curated record. Gene Ontology annotation, biological process: regulation of DNA-templated transcription; double-strand break repair.
ACACGGAAGUAGCGAGUCUGCCAUGCAAACAACCGUCUCAUGUCGGUGGAAGAUCCUCGCUAGUCGUUGACUUCUGGGCCGGUGUACAGGCGCUGACUUGAUGAACUCGGGCUCUGUGGACGCCUGAUAUACACAAAAGGUGACCAUGACUCAGGCUGAGAAGGAGCAGGACAGCGGGAAGGAGAAGGAGAAGGAGCGAGAGAAGGAGAAAGAGAAAGAGAAGGAGCAGCAGCGCGGGGUGAAGAGACCCAUCGCUCCACCAGCCAUCUCGGACCCGCUUCAGGAGCAAAUUCAGAGCAAUUUUAUAGUUGUCAUCCACCCUGGCUCAAGGACACUCCGUAUUGGCCGAGCAACAGACACACUUCCAGUGAUGAUCCCACAUGUGAUAGCACGCAGACACAAGCAAAGUGGACAGCCCAGAUAUGAAGAUGCCUUGCUGCUGAGGGAAGGUCUCAAUAAACCAGAGAGUAAAGAACAGAGGCAGAAUGGACUUAAAAUGGUCGACCAGGCCAUCUGGUCCAAGAAGAUGUCCAACGGAGUGCGGAGGACUCCUGUGUCUGCUGAACAGGCCAGAGCGUAUAAUUGUCAGAUCCGCCCAGCAGUACUCGACAGCGGCUCCAGGGUGAAGUGGACCAACACAACCCACCAGCCUCCUCAUCUAGUAGGGGAGGAGGCUCUUAAUGUGAAUCCAUCCGACUCUUACAACAUCCACUGGCCUAUAGUCAGAGGUCAGCUCAAUGUGCACCCCGGACCGGGAGGCUCACUGACCGCUGUCCUGUCUGACCUUGAGGCCAUUUGGAGUCACGUCCUUCAAAAGCAUCUUGAGAUCCCCCUCAAAGAUUUAAAGUAUUACAGAUGCAUCCUUCUGGUCCCUGAUAUCUACAAUAGGCAGCAUAUCAAGGAAGUUGUCAACAUGCUGCUGCUUAAUAUGGGCUUCUCAGCGAUCAUUGUGCACCAGGAGUCGGUGAGUGCUACAUUUGGCAGUGGGUUAAGCAGUGCUUGUGUCGUGGAUGUAGGAGACCAGAAGACCAGCCUCUGCUGUGUAGAGGACGGAGUGUCCCACCGGAACUCCAGGUUGUGUUUGGCAUACGGUGGCUCAGAUGUGACCCGUACUCUCUUCUGGCUCCUGCAGAGGGCAGGUUUCCCCUACAGAGACUGUCAGCUGGGCAGCAGACUGGACUGUCAGCUACUGCAACAGCUAAAAGAGACCUUCUGCCAUCUAAACCAAGACAUAUCAGGACUACAAGACCAUGAAUUCCAGACACGUUUCCCAGAAUCCCCAGCUCUGCUCUACCAGGUUCGCCUAGGGGAUGAGAAAUUACAGGCACCCAUGGGACUUUUCUACCCAACCACAUUUGGCAUCGUAGGACAAAAGAUGUCUUCACUCCAGUACCGUUCCCAGGGUGACGCGGAGGACCCUCACGAUGAACACUACCUGCUGGCUACACAGAGCAAACAGGACCAGUCCUCCAAAUCGGCUGGAGACCGUAAGGGUAUCUCCAGACCAGGUGGGGCUUUGGAUGGUGAGAUGAGCAGUCAAGGAGGCAUUGGAGAUCUCUCUGACUUGCCUAGGGGCUGUGGGAGUGGUGGCGGUGGAGGAGGGAUGCAGGGGGAGAUGGAGCUUGGGCCUGCCCAGGGGGAGCUCCUGAUGGGGGCAGGGGACAUAGACGAGCCCCUGUCUGCCCACCUCUCCAGGAAGACUGCAAUCAUGAACCAGUUUGAGAGCAAAGCACUGGGCCUGGAUAAAGCCAUCCUGCAUAGCAUCGACUGCUGUGCAUCAGAUGAAACCAAACGCAAGAUGUACAGCUCCAUCCUGGUAGUGGGAGGGGGGCUCAUGUUUCCCGGUGCUCAGGAGUUCCUGCUACACCGCAUUAUCAACAAGAUGCCACCCUCCUUCAGAAGGCUGGUGGACAACGUGGAAGUUAUCACACGGCCAAAGGACAUGGACCCUCGUCUAAUAUCGUGGAAGGGGGGAUCAGUGCUGGCGUGUCUGGACACCACCCAGGAGAUGUGGAUCCACCAGAGGGAGUGGCAGCGCUUUGGUGUCCGAAUGCUCCGCGAGAGAGCUGCCUUCGUCUGGUGAAACCAAACACAUUUUGCUUUGAAUCUAACUCAGAUGCUCCUUAAAGACAAGGUGACACACAUGGUGAAUCUUUCCUAAGGAGAGAGGUGUUUCUGGAGUUGAUCAUGGACAUGCAAAAGUACGAAUUUGUUCUAAAAUCAAACGACCAGAAAAACCUGGCGGGUCGAAAUGAUACAACUCUCCAUUACACGAUCAAAUAAGAAGCAUUUUUACAGAAGCGGAAGUUAAAAUCAAUGUAAAAUCUCUGCGGAUAAAGGGAAAGUGUUGAUAUCAUCAAUUUGUCAGUUACAGCGCUGCUAACACCAAACAAUAAUUUUUGUUGUUGUUGUUAGCUGCUUCUUGCAUUAAAAAUUAAGAGGUUAUGAUUGUUGUGUGAUGUUUGAACAGACUUUAAUAGGAAAGGGAGUUUACCUGUUAGUAUUCUGUAAAUAUUACUGCGAUUUGCCCAUGUGUUUGGGAAUUUUUGAACUUUGUAAAUAAAUGUGUGGCACUUUGA